GGAUCAAUGGCAUUUCACCUCAUUGUGGGCAAAAUCUUGGCACUCCAUUCGAUUGGAUCCCACAGCUGAACUUAUUAAUGAAAUUCCCUCUCACAGUUAAAAUUAAAAAAAAAAAAAAAAAAAAAAAAAACCCAAAAAAUUAAUAUGAAUGUGGAAGAAAGGCAAUUUGAUGUUUGUAAUUAUCGAGGUAAACUCCACGACCUGCUGAAUGUAUGCAAAAUGGACCCUGAAUGGAGUAUAUAAAAGUGGUAUGUGCAGAGAAUAACAGCAAGUAUUGAGAUUUCUUUCUGGUAAAGCAAGUCAUCAUACAAGAUCUCUACCAUGAGUGCCAAGGGGGCCUCACUGAAAGGUUUGUUGCUGGUGGCCCUUCUGGUGUCCAACAUGCUCCUGACAAAGGAAGGAGUGACUUCCUUACCAAUCUGCCCUAAUGGAUCCAUCAAUUGCCAAGUUUCCCUUGAGGAACUUUUUGACCGAGCAGUUAAACUUUCACACUAUAUCCACUUCCUGUCUUCAGAAAUGUUCAAUGAAUUCGACGAACGCUACGCUCAGGGCCGGGGUUUUAUUGCAAAAGCUGUUAAUGGCUGCCACACUUCCUCCUUAACCACUCCUGAAGAUAAGGAGCAAGCUCAGCAGAUUCAUCAUGAAGACCUACUGAAUUUAGUACUGGGAGUACUGCGCUCCUGGAAUGAUCCCCUGAUCCACUUGGCCUCUGAAGUACAAAGAAUCAAAGAAGCUCCAGAAACCAUUCUCUGGAAGGCUGUAGAAAUUGAAGAACAAAACAAGCGGCUUCUAGAAGGAAUGGAGAAAAUAGUUGGGAGGGUUCAUUCUGGUGAGAUCGGAAAUGAAAUUUACUCUCCGUGGGAAGGACUUCCAUCUCUUCAACUUGCUGAUGAGGACUCCAGACUCUUUGCCUUUUACAACCUGCUGCAUUGCCUCCGCAGAGAUUCCCACAAAAUUGACAACUAUCUCAAGCUUCUGAAGUGCCGCCUAAUCCACGAUAACAAUUGUUAAGUACGCAUGGGCCUAACCACUUACCGAAAUCAUUCAUCAUGAUGUUCUUGAUGCUUUGCCACUUAUCAUUGCAAACUUUAUGAAAAGUCACACUGUGCAGUAUUUGUAUGAUCAGUAAUUUUCAGGUAUGUUUGUACAAAUUCUGGCUGCAACUAUUAGCACCAUAUAUCUUGGUGUUUUAAAAUGUUAUCAACUUCUUGUAUGACAAGAAUACGCUUUUCUGUCUAAUCUCCUCACCUCACUACUUAUUAGUAUUUUCGUCAUAAACAGGUAUGCAGAUACAAAUAAAAAUAUUCUUAAAUCCAAAAAACAUA
Molecule: messenger RNA, 1325 nt
Organism: Pseudopipra pipra
Lineage: Eukaryota; Metazoa; Chordata; Aves; Passeriformes; Pipridae
Gene: PRL
Product: prolactin
Exons: 5
Coding region: 322-1011 (229 amino acids)
Biological process (GO): positive regulation of cell population proliferation; response to nutrient levels; positive regulation of receptor signaling pathway via JAK-STAT
Cellular component (GO): extracellular region
Molecular function (GO): hormone activity
Source: RefSeq, a predicted model, not a curated record